AUGUCAAAAGCAUCACACAUCAUUACCGAGAAGGAAGCCGAAAAUCUUGGCAAUAUCUACUAUACCCCGGAACAUCUGUGGGUUGGACGGAAAGCCGUCAAAUUAAUUACGAAGGAGAGCGGUCUCUCCAAAAAGAAGGUAAUGCAUUGGCUUAGUAGGAAACUCCUAUUUCUCCGGCAUAUCAAGGGUCCAAAACGUAUCGAUUAUCCACACUUUACCAUUACGAGACCCAAGGAGAUGCACCAAUUUGAUCUUUUAUAUAUGCCCCAUGAUCGGCUGUGUGGCAAUACGUACAGGUACAUCCUAACCGGCAUCGAUGUAGCCUCGCGUUAUAAGGUAGCAAGACCCUUACGAACAAAGAAGGCCAGCGAGGUCGCGGAUAUGUUUAAGGACAUAUACAAAGCGGGACCUUUACACUACCCUAAAACUUUUCAGUGCGAUAAUGGUGGUGAGUUCAAAUCAGAUGUGGGCAAGCUCCUGGAAGGUAAGGGUGUUGAAAUUAAGAGGGCUACCACCAAGUACCACCAUACAUUCACGGCCUUUGUUGAAAGCUACAACAAGGUCCUUGCAGAGAGACUAUUUAAACCACAAGAUGCACAGGAGUUGGUUUCCGAGGAGGCUAGCAGUACAUGGGUCAAGCACCUGUAUACAAUCGUCAAAAGCCUUAAUAAUACCAAGACUACCAUGAUCGAUAUUAGGCCUAACAAAGCGAUCAAAUUGGAUGAUGUACCACUCGCAAAAAGCGAGAAAUAUCCCGAUGAAAAGCCCCUACCCGAGGAUGGUUUAUACUUGUACCUCCUGCAACCCGGGGAAGAGUAUGGUGACUCUAAAAGACGCGCCACUGAUGCCUUCUGGAAUAAAAAGACGUACAGACUUGACCGUAUUGUGACAGGUAGUCGUGUGCUAUACUAUUUGAAAGACGGCUCCGAAAGAAGCUUCGUCUUAGAAGAACUCAUGCAGGUACCGGAGGAUGUUAAAGUGCCUCCACAAUAUGUGAAGGAGUGGUAUUAUAAUUUUUACUACCUCAAGGGUAGUAAUAAUUAG
Hydractinia symbiolongicarpus is the source of this 1044-nucleotide messenger RNA. RefSeq lists its product as uncharacterized. The record is from RefSeq and is a predicted model, not a curated record. The transcript has a single exon. Bases 1 to 1044 code for a protein of 347 amino acids. Gene Ontology annotation, molecular function: nucleic acid binding. Gene Ontology annotation, biological process: DNA integration. NCBI's taxonomy places the organism in Eukaryota, Metazoa, Cnidaria, Hydrozoa, Anthoathecata, Hydractiniidae.